Fusarium pseudograminearum CS3096 is the source of this 774-nucleotide messenger RNA. RefSeq lists its product as uncharacterized. The transcript has 2 exons. The record is from RefSeq and is a predicted model, not a curated record. Bases 1 to 774 code for a protein of 257 amino acids. NCBI's taxonomy places the organism in Eukaryota, Fungi, Ascomycota, Sordariomycetes, Hypocreales, Nectriaceae. Gene Ontology annotation, molecular function: hydrolase activity, acting on ester bonds.
AUGAAGUUCACUGUUUCUUUCGCGGCUCUUGCUGCUGGAGCAUUCCAGGUUGUGGCUGGCCAAACAGUCUACUUUGCUGGCGACUCUACUAUGGCUAGAAGCGGUGCCAACGACGGUGCUACUGAUGGCUGGGGCAACUACAUUGGCAAAUACCUCAAGGUCAAUGCCGUCAACAAGGCCAUCGGUGGUCGAUCCGCUCGUUCAUACACCAAAGAGGGCCGUUUCCAGGAGAUUGUCAACCUCGUCAAGCCAGGCGAUGUAGUUGUCAUCGAAUUCGGCCACAACGACGGCGGCUCACCCAACAAGAACGACAACUUGCGCUCUGCCUGUCCCGGUGCAGGCACAGAGGUCUGCACCUCUGACAAGACAGGCGAAAAGGUGUACACCUAUGUCUUUUACAUCUCCCAAGCUGCCAAGGCCCUUGUCGCCAAGGGCGCUAAAGUCGUUCUCAGCACGCAGACUCCCAACAACCAGUGGGAGACUGGCACAUUUCAGCCUGGUGCCCCUCGCUUUGUUGGUUAUGUGCCUACUGCGCACAGGGCUCUGGCUAGUUCCAGCGUCACCUGGGUUGACCACUUUGCUGCUGUUACCAAGAUGUACCAGAAGCUUGGUAACCAAAAGGUCAACUCUCUGUACCCUCGCGACCACACCCACACUAGUCCCGAGGCUGCGGAUCUCAUUGCCAAGGCUUUUGUUCAGGCUAUCAACGAGGACAUGAAUGGAAGGACUAGCUUGAAGUCUCUCAUCAAGACUCCUGUCAGCAACGUCUACUAG